Messenger RNA from Fusarium poae, 783 nucleotides. RefSeq lists its product as uncharacterized. The transcript has 3 exons. The coding region runs from base 1 to 783 and encodes 260 amino acids. The record is from RefSeq and is a predicted model, not a curated record. Lineage: Eukaryota; Fungi; Ascomycota; Sordariomycetes; Hypocreales; Nectriaceae.
AUGCGAUUUCACGCCGCUUCCAGCACCGCCGAGACCAUCGGCGAGCGAUAUCACGAUAUCCUCAGUUCUCCUACGCUCGCAGGGCUCCGGCACAUUCGCAACAUCGUUCAUGAAGCUGUGGUGCUUGAGGAUGUUAUCAAAAGUACGUGGAUGAUCGAAGAACUCGCAUCGAAAAGCGUAUCGCUGCAAGAUCUGCGAGAUCAACAAGAGGAGGCUAUCGCCGACGAUAAGAAGAAGCAACAUAAGCAGGGUAUACGAUUCACACGAUCUGUCAUCAUCAAGGAGAUGAACCGCCUCAAGGAUGAGUGGCGAGAGAAUAAAGAAGUUAUCGUCAACGGCAUACCAAAGAGGCUGCAGUUCAAGCAGUGGUUGGAGCACACAGGGAAGCAAUAUGACUAUUUAUCUAUGGAUACACAGCGUUCACAAAUGACUCAAGCACUGAAAGAAGAGACUGACGGCUAUAUGAUAGAUACACAACUCCCUGAUGAUGUGCGUGAAGCUAUCCGCAAGGCACAUGAUGAUACGGUCACUUUCAACCUCACACAAGCACACGAGCACGAGGAAAUGGAUGAAGAAGACGAGAUUCUUCCUGUAAUUGAAGUCGCCGGCGGCAGCGAAGUCGAGAUGCCCUCAUCGCCGCCCUGUGCACCUGACUCUGAGUCAUCACUACCUACACUUCCCUCAACUCCUUGUCCCUAUCAACACCACACGCAGCUUCAUGAGUCACUUCGUGAUAUCAUCAGGGGAAUAAGAACGGCACAAGAAGAUAGCCUUAUUGGCUAA